Ailuropoda melanoleuca (giant panda) is the source of this 1901-nucleotide messenger RNA. RefSeq names its product sarcoglycan alpha (gene SGCA). Gene Ontology annotation, cellular component: membrane; sarcoglycan complex. The transcript is spliced from 11 exons. The record is from RefSeq and is a predicted model, not a curated record. The coding region runs from base 57 to 1247 and encodes 396 amino acids. Lineage: Eukaryota; Metazoa; Chordata; Mammalia; Carnivora; Ursidae. Gene Ontology annotation, molecular function: calcium ion binding.
GCAGAGGAGGAGAGCGCAGAAGUUCUUCCGGGAGGAGAGGAGACCUGUUUUGAGUCAUGCCAGGGGCCGGACAGGCUGGGGCAGCCAUGGCCGCAGCUCUAAUCUGGAUUCUUCUUAUGGGUCUCCUGGCAGGGCUGGGGGACGCCGAGGCCCAGGAGACCACCCUGCAGCCUCUUGUGGGCCGUGUCUUCGUGCACACCUUGGACCAGGAAACCGUCCUGCGUGGUCCUGAGCACGCCGAUGUCCCCCCCACCGCCCCUGUCACCUACCACGCCCACCUCCAGGGACACCCAGACCUGCCUCGGUGGCUCCGCUAUACCCAGCGCAGCCCCCGUCAGCCUGGCUUCCUGUACGGCACCCCCACCCCCGAAGAUCGUGGGCGCCAGGUCAUCGAGGUCACAACCUACAAUCGGGACAGAUUUGACACCACCCGGCAGAGGCUGGUGCUGUUGAUUGGGGACCCAGAAGGCCCCCUGCUGCCAUACCAAGCUGAGUUCCUGGUGUGCAGCCAUGACGUGGAGGAGGUGCUGCCCUUGACGCCUGCCAGUCGCUUCCUCACAGCCUUGGGAGGGCUCUGGGAGCCGGGGGAGCUCCAGCUACUCAACAUCACCUCCGCCUUGGACCGUGGGGGCCGCGUCCCUCUUCCCAUUGAGGGUCGCAAGGAAGGCGUUUACAUCAAGGUGGGCUCUGCCUCACCCUUCUCCACCUGCCUGAAGAUGGUGGCAUCUCCCGACAGCCACGCUCGCUGUGCCCAGGGUCAGCCUCCACUUCUGUCCUGCUAUGACACCUUGGCACCACACUUCCGUGUUGACUGGUGCAAUGUGUCCCUGGUGGAUAAGUCCGUGCCAGAACCCGCAGAUGAGGUCCCCACCCCAGGUGAUGGGAUCCUGGAGCAUGACCCGUUCUUCUGCCCUCCGACUGAGGCCACGGCCCGAGACUUCCUCACCGAUGCCCUGGUCACCCUCCUGGUGCCCCUGCUGGUGGCUUUGCUGCUCACUGUGCUGCUGGCCUACAUCAUGUGCUGUCGGCGGGAGGGACGACUGAAGAGAGACCUGGCCACCUCAGACAUCCAGAUGGUCCACCAUUGCACCAUCCGCGGGAACACAGAGGAGCUGCGGCAGAUGGCAUCCAGCCGGGAGGUGCCCCGGCCGCUGUCCACGCUGCCCAUGUUCAACGUGCGCACGGGCGAGCGGCUGCCUCCGCAAGUGGACAGCGCCCAGGUGCCCCUCAUCCUGGACCAGCACUGAGGGCACAGCCAGUUCCAGACCCGGCCUCCCUCUCCUCUCUCCCCACCACGCACAGAGCAGCUGGCCCACAGCCACAUCCUUCCUCAGGAUUCCGGCUCUUGGCCUGAUGGCCCCCAGGCUUGGAACAAGCAAAGAGAUGGUAGGAGGGGGAGGUGAGGCUGUUUGGGAUCCGGACCCCCAGAAUAAAUAGCUGCCACUCUGCUCACUGUUGCUGUGCCAGUUCCUUCUCAGCAGCCUCCCACCACCACUAAUUGCCUCAGUUUCCCUUUCUGCCUUCUGGGAGUCCUCAGUGUGAGCCAGGGACUGCCAGCCUGCCCUUUGGACUCUGGGCAUUUUGCUGGUUUCCCAACUUCUCUGGAAGGAAGAGGGAAGGACCUGCUACCUGUGGCCCUGGUCUUACUCGUCGGACAGAACCUGACAGCGAGGCGUUACUGGGUCGUCCCACUUUACAGAGGAGGAAACUGAGGCCAGGGAGUGUAAGCAACUUCCUCAAGGUCACAGAGCAAGCAAGUGGCAGAGUUUGGAUUAGAACCUGGUAUGUUGGGGCACCUGGGUGGCUCAGUCAGUUAAGCGUCUGCCUUCGGCUCAGGUAAUGCUCCCAGGGUGCUGGAAUCGAGUCUCGCAUCAGGAUCCCUGCUCAGCUGGGAGUCUGCU